CUGCACGGCGGGCGGCGCGCGUUCGAGGGCAAGACCUCUGCGCAGGUGUGCUUCGACUACGUUGUCCCGACCACGUCAACCUCGGAAGCGUCGCUCGUCGAGCACGUGCGUCUCCACACGUCCGACGCGGCGUACGUGCAGCCCGCGACGUGGUACAUUAGCCACGCGUGGGGCUACAUCUUCCUCGAGACGCUCGAGAGCCUCGAGUCCUUCUUCCGCGAGCGCUCCAUUCACGACCCGGUCGUGUGGUUUUGCGUCUUCAACAACAACCAGCACCGCGCGAGCGAGCACCCGUUUGCGUGGUGGCAGUCGACGUUCCAAGAGUCGCUCGCGGCCAUCGGCAACGUCGUCAUGAUCAUGCACCCGUGGAAGAACCCGAUCACGCUCACGCGCUCGUGGUGCAUCUUUGAGGUCUACGUCACGAUUUCGGUCGGCGCCAACUUUGACGUGGCCCUCGCGCCCAACCAAGUAGCGCAGUUCGUUGACGAUAUCCUUUUGGACAUCAGCGCCUUCUACAACAUGCUCGCAACCGUGAGCAGCGAGGCGGCGCAGGCCACGGUGCCAACCGACAAGACCAACAUUGAUCGCGUCAUCACGAGCACGGUCGGGUUUACGGGCCUCGACCGCAUGGUGCUCGAGACGUUUGAAGCGUGGAUGAAGCGCGCGAUCCGCGGGCGCAUCGCGGUGGCAUCGACGGCGCUCGAGAAGGCGCGGCUCUUCAAGGCCCUCGCUGAGUUUGUGUCGCUCAACGGCGCGUUCGUCGAAGGCGAGGCGCUCGGCACGGAAGCGCUGGCUCUGUAUCUCGAGGCUCUCGGGCCCGAGGAUCCUGCGACCUUGUACAUGCAAGGGCUCCUCGCCAUGUUCCAGGGCCACCAGUACAAACCGCGCGAUCUCUGGGAACCCACGCUUGUCGACGUGAUUCGCCGGCUCACGGAGACUGUGGGGCCAAUGCACGAAGAUACGCUCAACUGUAUGUCACAUCUUGGCAUGCUGUACGCAGAAGUGCUCAACCAGACGGACGAAGGACUCGAACUGCUCGGCGAGACCCUCGCGCGGAUGCUCGAGGUGUACGGACCGGACCACCCGCGCACGAUCGACACGCGGUUCAUGCACACGCUCUUUGAGACGCCUACGAUGGAGUACGACGACGCUGUGAACGCCGUGACGGCGUGCAACGUCGAGGUGCAGCGCGUCAUGGGCAAGAACCACCCGACGGCGCUGGCGGGCGCCAACUUUCUCUCGCUCCUCAACACGCGCAUCGGCGGCUCGCGCAGCAACCUGCUCGCCAUCGACAUUAGCAUCGCCGACCGCCACGAGCGUAUCUUUGGUCGGGACCACCAAAACACCCACAUGAGUCUCAUCAACCUCGCAACGACGUGUCUCGAGCAAGGCGACUAUGACCAAGCGUUAGCCCUUGUCGCACCCAUCGUUGCCGAUGUCGAUGGACCGCUCGAUGGCACGCGGCUCUUGCCCCGCGCAAUGGCCCACCAGGUAAUGGCGCAGGCCUAUGACAAGAUUGGCGAGUGCGCGCUGGCAGUCGACGCGUGGGAGGCCGCGAUCGACGGGUUCCUGCAGACCGACGCCAAGGACCAGCUCCCAGCGUGCGUCUGGAACCUCUACUGGGCACGCCACACGGGCGACCUCUGGCCAACUCUAGCUUGCAUUGAGUCGCUCCUGGCCAACUUUGAGCGAACGGAGCUGCUCACCGAAGGCUGGGGCUUGACGACGUGCUUGGCGUGCGAGCUACCGAUGCUCGAGGGCAUCACGUACAUUUGCCCUGGCUGCACGAUCAACCUCGGCGUGGUCUGCGCGACCUGCCACGAGAUGGUGCCCGAGUGUCUCGACUGCGAGCGCUCCGUGCUCUUGCCCGCCGAGCCACCGGCCCGAGCGCUCCUAAAGAAGCGCGUACAAUGGCUCACAAACCAUGGACCCUCGGACGCCCUGCGCGCUGCCGUCGACGCGCUCGCCGAGUACUGUUAUCGGUGGCACUUGCCACUCGAGGGCCCAGCGCCGCAACCAUCACCGACACCUUCCACGCCACCAAGUGACGCCACCGAUGCGGCGCAUCAACCCACCGUUGCGUGGCUUUGUUGCUGGCGACAAUGGCCCAGACACCAAAAAGCGACUAUAACCAAGUCGAAUAGAUAGCUGUGAGAUUAGCAGA
This is a messenger RNA of Saprolegnia diclina VS20, 2164 nucleotides long. RefSeq lists its product as hypothetical. Gene Ontology annotation, molecular function: protein binding. NCBI's taxonomy places the organism in Eukaryota, Oomycota, Saprolegniomycetes, Saprolegniales, Saprolegniaceae. The record is from RefSeq and is a predicted model, not a curated record. The coding region runs from base 352 to 2148 and encodes 598 amino acids. The transcript is spliced from 2 exons.